CUUCAUAAGUUUUUCCUGUGCUAUAAGUAACAUGAUAGAGAAAGUCCCUUCUUUCAAAGAAGGUGGAGCAUUUUGGUUUACUGAUUUGACAACUCCUGACGAGCUUUACAUCCUCCCAGUGUUGAUAUCAAUGGCAUUCGCUGCGGAUGAGAUCAAUAUAAAAGCAAGCAGAAGUCCUAUCCGGCAAAACAUAAAGAUUGCGAACAGAGUACUGGCAGUUUUGAUUGGACCAUUAUCAAUGAGCUUUUGCAAGGCACAUUUCUUCUACUGGGUGCCAUGGACCUUGUUUUCUCUUGCGUGUAGAUUUGCUUUCCGGAAUCCAGCCGUAAGGCAAUACAUGAAUCUUUCUCCAGUCGUACCACGGCAUGUACCUGCUGUGCAAGUGCCGACCUCCAAGGGGCCAAAGCCAAUUUCCACAUUUGAUUCAUCGCCUGCAGUUAAUGGAUCUGAGCAGUCUAGUUCUGAGCCUAGGGACAAGAGUGUAGGCAUUGAGAAGAAGCGGCGAACCCCUAGUGUAAUAACUAUCAGAGUGCGAGAGUAA
Messenger RNA from Lolium rigidum, 541 nucleotides. RefSeq names its product mitochondrial inner membrane protein OXA1-like. Lineage: Eukaryota; Viridiplantae; Streptophyta; Magnoliopsida; Poales; Poaceae. Gene Ontology annotation, molecular function: membrane insertase activity. The record is from RefSeq and is a predicted model, not a curated record. Gene Ontology annotation, cellular component: mitochondrial inner membrane. Bases 32 to 541 code for a protein of 169 amino acids. The transcript is spliced from 5 exons. Gene Ontology annotation, biological process: protein insertion into mitochondrial inner membrane from matrix; mitochondrial respiratory chain complex IV assembly.